AUGAAAAACAUGACUGGUUCUCCCAAUGAAAAACAAAGAAGAUGCGACUAUUGUGGGGAAUUCAUAGCUCUUCUAUAUUGCAGAGCUGAUUCUGCAAAGUUAUGUUUAUUCUGUGACCGCAAAGUUCACUUUCCCAACCAGCUUUUCUCCAAGCACUCGCGUACUCAGCUCUGUGAUGGGUGUGGUGAUUCCCCUGCAUCGGUUCUCUGUUUCGCUGAGAACUCUGUUUUGUGCCACUACUGUGAUUGCCAAAUUCAUAACAACCACUUGCUGUCUCAGGAACACCAACGGAGACCCCUUGAAGGGUUCUCUGGCUGCCCUUCUGUGACUCAGAUGUUAAUGAUUCUGGGUCUUACUGAAAAAUCUCUACAUUCAACUGAGGGCGGAAGUUCCCAUGAAGAUGGCCUUUUCGAUUCCCACAUGUGGCAUGCUCCUUCUGUUGUUGGUCUUGAAUAUUUGAUUGCUUCCUCAGCUUCUUCUCAUAAGAAUCGUAACGGUGCGUGCGGGAGUAAGAAAGAAGAAAUUCUGAGUCAGCUCCGUGAACUAAUAAAGAUGGAGCCUGACUUCAUUCAUGGAGAAGUAGAUGCUGACCGAGAACUGAAAAUUGAAAAUCUGUCUACUGAUUUUGAACGUAACGCAGAGGCUAAUAUGUUUCCUUCAUACGAGGCAGGUGUGUUUUGUUGGCAUGGAGAAAGCAGUGAUCGUGCAAAUCAAAUUGUUCCUUCUGAUACCUCAAUGAAUGAUUAUAACGACCUAAUUUCAUCUAAAGAUCCAAGUUUUAGCAUCCCUGCAACUCACAGCUAUUGUAACAACCAAGGAAAAUCAUCAAUUUAUUUCAUGGCUGAAAACUCAUCCCCUACUCCUAAAGCUACUCCUUAUGAGUUAACAAGUCAUGAAAGAGAUUCAGCAUUACUGCGUUACAGAGAGAAGAAGAAAACAAGAAGGUAUGACAAGCACAUCAGAUACGAAUCACGAAAAGUUCGGGCAGAAAGCAGGAUGAGAAUUAAGGUUCACCUGAAUAUGACCCUCCAAGGAGAUAAAGGAAAGUUGAAGAGCUAA
Molecule: messenger RNA, 1059 nt
Organism: Sphenostylis stenocarpa
Lineage: Eukaryota; Viridiplantae; Streptophyta; Magnoliopsida; Fabales; Fabaceae
Source: the annotation of a GenBank genome assembly